Lineus longissimus is the source of this 2188-nucleotide messenger RNA. RefSeq names its product monocarboxylate transporter 12-like. The coding region runs from base 237 to 1817 and encodes 526 amino acids. Gene Ontology annotation, molecular function: monocarboxylic acid transmembrane transporter activity. The record is from RefSeq and is a predicted model, not a curated record. Gene Ontology annotation, biological process: transmembrane transport; monocarboxylic acid transport. The transcript is spliced from 6 exons. Gene Ontology annotation, cellular component: membrane. NCBI's taxonomy places the organism in Eukaryota, Metazoa, Nemertea, Pilidiophora, Heteronemertea, Lineidae.
UAUCAGGUCCGGCCGCCUGAUUAUUGGCUUUUCUAUUUCGAACUCUUUGUGUGAGCAGUGUGUCGACAUACAAACAGGAGAGUGGCGAACGUUCGUAGCUACCGUUCUUGCACAGUAGUAUGCUGCAGUGGUGAAUCCCCAGUUUAAUAAGGCCUACCUAACAUAUCAGAGCAUCAACCAUCAGUGAAUAUUUACAGGAGUAUCAGUGCUUUAGUAUCGGCAUUUGCUUUUGCACCAUGUUAUCGGAACCCGGCGGCGUGGAUUCGGAAACCUCCAAAAAUGAGGACUCCGUUGAUGAGGACGUUCCGCCACCACCAUCGAGCGAAUCCUCAGCACCAGAUGGAGGUUACGGUUGGGUGGUCUGCAUCAGCGGGUUCUUCUGCUGGUUUAUCGGGGAUGGUAUAGCAUUCAGUUACGGAGUUCUGUAUGUUUCCUUGCUUGAACAGUUCAACGAAGGGCCGUCGACGACCUCGUGGGUUGGGGCGGCAUUCAUUGGUGGACACAAUUUGAUGGGCCCAGUUGCCGGAGUAUCUGUGAAGCAGCUUGGUUGCCGGGCAACUGUCUUUCUCGGCUCCAUCAUCGCUGCCUCUGGUUUCGUUCUUGGAACAUUUUCCCGGAAUAUUGCAAUGUUGGCGCUCACAUACGGAGCGAUGGGAGGUUCCGGACUCAAUUUCCUCCUGGUCGCCUCCGUUGAUAUGGUUGCGAAAUAUUUCAACAGGCACCGCGCCCUAGCCAACGGGAUCGUGACGUGCGGCGCGGGGGCCGGGGGUUUCAUCGUACCUCUACUCCUGAAAUUUCUCAUAGACAAAUACAGAUGGGACGGGUCGCUGUUGAUUCUUGCUGGAAUCUCGCUGAAUGGCUGUGUCCUUGGUGCUUUGUUUCGCCAUUUGGAGACACGAGGGGAGGUCAUUGUCGCAGUGAGUAAACCAGAGUCGUCCGAAGAGCCUGUAGCCGACGCGGCUGCUGGUUCAGAGACGAAGUUCCAUAUCACAGACGCAACGGAGAGCAAUGGCGGAAGUGUCUCAUCAAGUUAUGAGGCCGGGGUCAACCGGCUGCAUCCCCGUGGUUACGGACAAUCUCUCGAAGCAGAAUACUCGUCUGCUGUGUUUAUAGGAUCUAUGGCUUCCAUUUCCGGUAUAGAAAUAAAGAAGACAACGCACGUAAAUUAUAGGAGGAGAAGCCUGGCAGUUGUGACGUCACACUUGAAAUCGUGCCAAGAACUUUUCGGGUUGAAUCUGAUCUACGUUCACCCCAUGUUCAUCCUGAUCAUUAUAUCGUGUACAUUCUGGACAGCUCAAACAACCAUGUUCAUCUACCUGGUCGACUACGCCCUUUCACGCGACAUCGACAAGACACAUGGGACGAUCUUGCUGUCCAUAAUCGGAAUCUUGAACACGAUUGGUCGAAUUCUGAUUGGCUUGCUCACGGAUCACCCGAAGGUCGACUGCUACGUUGUUUACGGUUUGUCCCUAGUGAUCGCAGGUGUUGUCAACAUGGCCGUGCCCUUCUGUACGAACUUUGCUGUCCUGGCCGUCUGCUCUGCAGUGUUUGGUCUGUGUGUAGCCUGCUUCGUCUCCUUGCGUGCUAUCAUCAUCGUCGAUUUUCUUGGCAUGGACCAAAUGGUCCGUGGGUUUGGAGUGGUGCUGUUCUGUCAAGGAAUCGGCUUUCUUAUCGGGCCGCCAAUUGCGGCCGCGAUCUACGAAGCCAGCGGUACAUACGUGACUACAUUCCUGACCGCGGGCGUGUUUCUCAUCCUUGGCGCACUCGCCAUCAUUCCUGUUCGUCUGCUCAAACGGAAGUCGUCAUCGGUCACGUGACCAGGAGAUAAAUCCAAACACUAGCCUGGUACCACUGGCCACCGUCAGACGACGCUGUUGUGUUUGACCUAUUUUGACUUUUGUAUUGACGAAACACAACAGCGUCGUCUGACGGUGGCCAGUGGUACCAGGCUAUGGAUUGUGAUUGGUUCAUUGAUAAUUGCGCUUUGGUGGAAACGAAUUUGAUUCCUCUGGUAGGACGAAUUUAACGAGUCCUUGGUUGACCUUUGCCCUCUUCAAUUUGAGCCGAGCGUGCCGAGAAAACAGGAAAAUCGAUGGAAUCCGUCAUGGGUUUGGUGACGCAAACGACUGAGAGUCGGGAUGCAUCGGUCACUGAAAUGUUGUCUUUCAAUAUUUAUAAUGUUGAGGAA